Macrosiphum euphorbiae (potato aphid) is the source of this 411-nucleotide messenger RNA. The record is from the annotation of a GenBank genome assembly. Lineage: Eukaryota; Metazoa; Arthropoda; Insecta; Hemiptera; Aphididae.
AUGGAAGAAGAAAAAUUAGUUGUUGAAAAUGAUAUAACAAAUAAUCCUAUAAUGGAUAUACUGUAUCCUAAAACCAUGUCUUAUAUACCUAUAAAGAAAGGUGAUAUUUAUAAAACAGUUAUUACAGAUUUAAGAAUUAGACAUAUUGAAAAAAUACAAUUAAAAUUGCAUUUACCAGAAAUUAAAGGAAAAGGUACUGUUUCAUAUUUAAAAUAUUACCCUUUUCAUUUAUUAAAAUAUUUUGAAAUAUAUUAUAAAAAUAAUUCAAAUGAUAAAAAAAAACUAUUACAAAGGAUAGAUAAUGAAGAAAUGAUUAUGUGUUUAGUAUCAUCUCCAGAUUAUAAAAAAUAUUUAAAUUAUUGUUCUGGUAAAAAUGAUUCUUUGUGUAUAGAAAAAAAAAGGAACAUAUAA